Molecule: messenger RNA, 2190 nt
Organism: Balearica regulorum gibbericeps (East African grey crowned-crane)
Lineage: Eukaryota; Metazoa; Chordata; Aves; Gruiformes; Gruidae
Source: RefSeq, a predicted model, not a curated record
AGAAAGUCAUUGUGGUGUUUAAAAAAAGCAAAUAAUGUUAGAUUCUGGAUUUUCCAAUACUGACAGAUUGUGAUUUACAGUUUAGUCACAAUGAGACGAAGCUCAAUUAUUGCUGGAAGCAGCGGUCGGCAAUCUAUGAUGGCACUGAGAGUGCAGGACAGCAACAAGAUGGGUCUUCAAACACCUCAGACGAAGGACAAAGGUACGUUUGGGAAGCUGAGCAUGAGCAAACCUACACCUGGAACUUCGGAAAGAAAAGUCAGCUUUUUUGGGAAGAGAACUAGUGGGGCUGGAGGUUCACGCAACAGUCAGUAUGGUGUGUUCGGUACAGAAAAGAUCAAGGAUCCCAGGCCACUUCAUGACAAGGCAUUCAUCCAACAAUGUAUCAAGCAGCUUUGUGAGUUUCUUGUUGAGAAUGGUUACGCCCAUAAUGUUUCCAUGAAAUCACUACAGUCUCCAUCGGUUAAGGACUUUUUAAAAAUCUUCACUUUUAUCUAUGGAUUUCUCUGCCCUUCUUAUGAACUGCCUGACUCAAAAUUUGAAGAGGAAAUUCCCAGAGUUUUUAAAGAGCUUGGGUACCCCUUUCCUUUGUCAAAAAGCUCCAUGUACACAGUUGGAGCACCGCACACGUGGCCUCAGAUCGUGACAGCUUUGGUUUGGUUAAUUGAUUGUGUCAAGUUGUAUGCUGCCAUGAGGCAAAAUGCGCCAUCAUUUGAUGAUGGACAGAGCUGGGGAGGAGAAACGGAUGAUGGAAUUGUACAUAAUAAGCUUUUCAUGGACUACUGUGUGAAGUGCUAUGAGCACUUCAUGAAAGGGAGAGAUACUUUCGAAGAUUUGGAUGCAGAAGUGCAGUCAAAACUAAAGGAUUUAUUUAAUAUAGAUGAAUUCCAGAUAGAAGGUUUAGCAGCUGACAACAAAAGACUUCAUGAAGAGAUUGCAAGACUAGAAAAAGAAAAGGAAAGUGAGCCGGAUCGUAGAGUAUCACUACGAAACCUGAAAUCAUCUCUUCAAGCAGAUGUCCAGAAAUACCAGGCUUAUUUGGCUAAUCUGGAAUCUCAUAUAGCCAUCCUUGAUCAAAAAAUGGAAGGUGUAAAUGAGGAAGUUGAGGCAGCAGAAAUGGAAGUAGAAGCGAUGAAGCAGGAGAAUGCCCGGCUCCAGCACAUCUUUGAUAACCAAAAGUACUCAGUUGCGGACAUUGAGAGAAUAAAUCACGAGAGAAAUGAGUUGCAGCAAACCAUUAACAAGCUGACUAAGGAAGUGGAAGCAGAAGAACAUCAGCUGUGGAAUGAAGAGCUAAAAUAUGCUAGGAAUAAAGAGGCGAUCGAAAUGCAACUGGCAGAGUAUCAUAAACUGGCUCGAAAGCUGAAAUUAAUUCCAGUAAGUGCUGAGAAUUCCAAAGGCCACGACUUUGAGAUUCAGUUUAAUCCUGAGGCAGGACCAAAUUGCCUAGUCAAAUACAGAACUCAGAUCAAGGCUCCCCUUAUGGAGAUCAUAAACCAGACUGAGGAAGAAAUUAGGAAAGCUACUCAACGGAAAAUGACUUUGGAAGAUACUUUGGAACAGGUGAAUGUAAUGGUAGUGGACAAGAAAAGCAGUGUGAAAAUGCUGAAAGAAGAAGCUGAAAAGCUGGAUGAUCUUUAUCAUCAGAAGCUUAAGGAGGCAGAAGAGGAAGAGCAAAAAUGUGCAAAUGAACUGGAAUUGUUAGAGAAGCAUAAACAAUUACUUGAGAGUGGUGUCAAUGAAGGUCUCAGUGAAGCCACAAAUGAAUUGCAUGAUCUUCAACGACAAUACCAAGUUGUUAUGCAAACAACAACAGAAGAGAGCAGGAAAACUGGUGAUAACUUGAAUCGUCUUUUGGAAGUGAUUGCUACUCAUGUAGUAUCUAUAGAGAAAUAUCUUGAUGAACAGAAUGUGAAAAUUGACAGAGACUAUGAAGAAUUUAUGUCUGAAGACCUAUUGUCAGUCUUGACCGGAAUUCUAGACAGUUAUAAAAAGAAGGCUGAAAGUCUGUAAUUACCAAAAAGGGGAAGAUGAAAAUGUUGCAUUUCUGAAGCUCUGGUAUGGUGCCUUCUAAAAAGAUGGGUACUUCCUGUGUUUAGUAGUGAAACUGGUUUUAAGUGUAAGGAAAUGUUUAUGAAUUUCCUUUCUUUUAUUGACACAAAUACAUUAAAGAAUUCAACAGUGUAUUUG